AUGGCUCAGCAGCUUCAUGCUAUUGUCUCUUUCGUCCCUUUAUCAACUUGUUUUGUGAAUCUUCCAUUUAAAUGGUCCCAAUUUCUUUCUGAACAAAACCAGUUACCACAAAAUGUUAUUCUAGAAUUAUCUUGGCAUGAUGCUAAAAUUGCACAAGGCAAAGCAUAUGUUGGAUGGUCUGGGUUUUCUUCAAAGGCUGAUCAUUCCGAUGCUAUCGAAAUAGACCCACAAUUUGGCGAGGCUAUUGGUUUACACCAUGGUCAAAAGAUUUACUUUAAACGUUUCGAAGAUAUAGUGCCAGAGGCCAAUUCUGUAGAAGUUGAACCGAUUAGUUCUGAUGAUUGGGAAAUUAUAGAACGUAAUAGUAGAUAUUUAGAAGACUCUUUUAUUAAGCAACAACGCGUUGUAUAUCCUAAUGAGGUUAUGGGUCCUUGUGUUAAAUUAAGCGAGAGUACGGAAAUUGCUGUGGCACCCAAGUCAAGAAAAACAAAAAAUAAUGCGGAAACUAAAGAUAUCGCAUCAAACAGCAUUUUUAAUGCUCGUGUAUAUUGUUUGCGCGUUUUACCUCAGGCGUUUCUUUCACCUGAUUUACUACAACCAAGUGCCAAUGAUUUCUGUACUGUGUAUAUUCAUCCAACUGAUUUUACGCGAAUCGGACUCCCAAAUCCUAAAAUUGUGCGUGUAUCUAAAAUACAACCAUCCCACCAAAACAAGGAAACUGAUGAUAAAUCAGACAAUGAUGGCAGAAACCAUUCAUUACCAGCAUUAUAUGUUAAAGUACUGGUUAAGGACAGCGUGGUCCCUGGACAUGUCGUAUUGUGUGAGAGUAUAAUGGAUGUCCUGGACGUGCAAAAGUUUGACAUAAUUCGCUUAGUGCCUCCACAUUCAAAUUCUACUUUAUUAACUCACAUAAUAAUUCGAUGUAUAUCACAUCCUUUUCAAUCUGCUUCUUUAAAACUUCAUUCCAACACCAGUUCAACGCCUGUAGAUAGAUCCAUCAUUUCCACUAUAACUAAUUCAGUUAAUGCAUGGAUUGAGAAAUUAUCAGCAUCUUCGGAUAUUGUUUUGACAAAUGGGAUGAAAUUAUCCUUAUCAUCAGCAAAUAGUGAUAUAAAUGUUGUGGCUUUCUUUGGUGGAAAGCCAGUUGGUCAAAAUGAUGGUCGUCACAGCAAAAACGAUACUUCAGAAAUGUAUGCAAUAACUUCAAAAAAUCAUUUGAAUAAUAUAAAAAUAGAAGUUGGUGACAAUAUAUCUUUUGCUGAUCAUAAGCUUUUAAAACAACACAAUAAUGGUUAUCUUCCUCUACUAGCUGGCGUUGAAAAACUAUCUCAAAGGCUACAAAAAUAUCUCCGAUAUUGUCUCGGAAAAGCGAAUUUGCGGAAUGUUUUGCAUAUUCCAGGCAUGGGUGGUUUAUUAUUAUGUGGUGGCCAUGGAUCCGGAAAAACUUGUAUUGCAAAAACUGUAGCUUCUUAUUUAGAGCGAGAUCUAAAUACUCUAGCAUAUUGCAGUGUCAUUAAAUGUACUGAAUUAUCAGAGGAUCGUAUAUCAUCUGUAAGAGAAAAACUGCAAACCUUUUUCGACGAUGCUGCUUGGCAUGCGCCUAGUAUACUUUUGUUUGACGACCUCGACAGGCUAAUUCCGGCAGAAGUUGAACAUGUGGAUUCUUUCAGGUUUCGACAACUUGCCGAAUGUUUUUUCCAUAUUGCAUCAAAGAUGCUAAAAAGACAUCGUAUCACAAUUUUGGCGACAGCACAACAAAAAUCUUCUAUUCACUCGUUCCUAACUACAAGUCACUUGUUUAGUGAAAUCGCUCAAUUAAAUCCACCAACGAAAACAGAAAGAUAUGAGAUUCUUAAGGCGAUAAUGUCUUGUGGUCCUGAACUUGCCAAAAAAAGCUUAUCGAAUGUUGAUUUACUUUCUGUGGCAAGUGAAUGUGAAGGUUAUUUGGCAGCAGACCUUAAAACACUUGUGGAACGAACAAUACAUGAGGGUGCAGUUAGGAAUUUACAAAACAAUAUCAAUGAAGCUGAUUUUUUAUUAGUUCAAGAUGAUUUCCGAAAAGCGCAGAAAGGGUUCGUUCCCUUUUCACUUCGUGGUGUGAAAUUACAUACUUCAGAUGUAAGCUGGACUGAUAUAGGAGGUCUUGAAGAAACGCGAAAGGUAUUAUUAGAGACAUUGGAAUGGCCUACAAAAUACGCGUCUAUUUUUGCCAAUUGUCCUCUUAGAUUGCGGUCUGGGCUCCUUUUAUAUGGAUUUCCUGGUUGUGGCAAGACACUAUUGGCAUCAGCUGUUGCAAAAGAGUGUGGACUCAAUUUUAUUAGUGUCAAAGGUCCCGAACUAUUAAAUAAAUAUAUUGGCGCUAGUGAGAAAUCGGUGAGAGAUCUCUUUGAGCGAGCGCAAGCUGCCAAACCCUGUGCUUUAUUUUUUGAUGAAUUUGAUUCUAUCGCACCUAAAAG
Messenger RNA from Racocetra persica, 2456 nucleotides. NCBI's taxonomy places the organism in Eukaryota, Fungi, Glomeromycota, Glomeromycetes, Diversisporales, Gigasporaceae. The record is from the annotation of a GenBank genome assembly.